This is a messenger RNA of Rhipicephalus sanguineus (brown dog tick), 1233 nucleotides long. Its product is annotated as chitinase-3-like protein 2. The transcript is spliced from 8 exons. The coding region runs from base 1 to 1233 and encodes 410 amino acids. Lineage: Eukaryota; Metazoa; Arthropoda; Arachnida; Ixodida; Ixodidae. Gene Ontology annotation, molecular function: chitinase activity; chitin binding. The record is from RefSeq and is a predicted model, not a curated record. Gene Ontology annotation, biological process: chitin catabolic process; carbohydrate metabolic process. Gene Ontology annotation, cellular component: extracellular region.
AUGUCCGCCAAGUCGAGCUGGCCGGUAGACAGCGCGGCCAACAAGGACGGCGGCCGCACGUCGGUCGUGUGCUACUGGAAUUCGUCCAGCCUGCUACGGUCGGCGCCCAAGGACUACGACCUGGGAAAGCUGUGCGCCCACUGCUGCACCCACCUGGUCUACAUGACCGCACGGCUGAACGCAGACGGGCAGCAGCUGCAGUUCCCUGAGGACGACACCGGGCUCAAGUCGGUACGCGACAUGGACGCGCUGAAGACGAGCCACCCGCAGCUGAAGCUCGUGUUGUCCAUCAGGAUGGAGGGCUCGGGCGUGAACAACCUGAGCGUCGGCGCAGAUGCACCGUCCAGGCGAGCCCAGCUCGCCGAACGCCUGGUCCACUGGCUGUCCGAGUUCAACUUCGACGGCGUCGAGAUCGACUGGGACCGGCUGCCUGUGGACCUCAAGCCCGUCUACGUGGACUUCGUCAGGGCGUUCCGCAUCACCAUGAAGAAGUCCCGCCUGCUGACGCUAGUCAGCGUCCACAUGAAGUGGGGACCCUCGUAUGACGUGGAAGCCCUGCACGGUCUGAGCGACCUGCUGAUUGUGCACGCGUACUCUAAGGAGGACACCCCCAAGACCGCUGUCCCGCCGAUCAUCUUCAAGGAAGACCUGGUGGAGGCAUGCGAGGCGUUUCUGGGAGAGCUACGCUCGCGACAGCGGGUGGCCUUGGCGUUGCCUCUGUUCGGCUACGCCUAUCGGCUACGAAACAGCGCGCGUUACGAGUUACGCUCCGCCGUCAGGGGUCCCGCGCCACCGGGACCGUACACCGACGAGCGUGGGUUACUCGCCUAUUUCGAGAUCUGCCUGGAGUUCAGCUCCGACCUGUGGGUUUCCCUGUACGACAAGGAGGCCGACUGCAAGAUCGCCGUCAACAGGGACAAGGGACAGUGGAUCGGAUACGACAACAAGGCCACCAUUCUCAACAAGGUACUGUUCGCCAAGCGCAUGCGCAUGGGCGGUAUUGCCGUGGUGACCGUCGACAUGGACGAUUAUAACGGCGACUGCGGUCAGCGCAACGUGCUGCUCGGUCAGCUGCACAAUGCGCUUAACGAGCUCGACCGGCCAAUCAGGAGGCUGCCGGCCAACCUCAGCCUGCCUCCGCAGCCGACGACCACCUUUCGGGCCGGGUUCCCUCAAGGAGACCACGGAGGACAGCCGACGUCCGCUAGGCCUGAUGGACGUCGUCAAGCCUAA